Molecule: messenger RNA, 1785 nt
Organism: Saccharomyces eubayanus
Lineage: Eukaryota; Fungi; Ascomycota; Saccharomycetes; Saccharomycetales; Saccharomycetaceae
Gene: DBP9
Product: ATP-dependent DNA/RNA helicase
Exons: 1
Coding region: 1-1785 (594 amino acids)
Cellular component (GO): nucleolus
Molecular function (GO): ATP binding; RNA helicase activity; nucleic acid binding
Source: RefSeq, a predicted model, not a curated record
AUGAGUAGCGAGGAUAAGUCUGUACAAGGCGCUUAUAUCGAUGACUCUACAUCUUUCGAAUCAUUUCACCUUGACUCUCGUUUAUUACAAGCUAUUAAGAACACAGGAUUCCAAAAUCCAACACUAAUCCAAUCACAUUCCAUUCCUUUGGCUUUACAGGAGAAGAGGGAUAUUAUUGCAAAGGCAGCUACCGGUUCUGGUAAGACUUUAGCUUACUUGAUCCCUGUUAUCCAAACUAUUCUAGAGUACAAGAAAACAAUUGGUAACGAAGAAGAAAAUGGCACUCUAGGUAUUAUACUUGUUCCAACAAGAGAACUUGCCCAACAGGUGUAUAACGUUUUAGAAAAACUAGUCCUAUACUGUUCAAAAGAUAUAAGAACUCUGAAUAUAUCAUCUGACAUGUCUGGUUCCGUUUUGAAUACUUUACUAAUGGACCAGCCAGAAAUCAUAGUUGGCACACCUGGUAAGUUGUUGGACCUACUCCAAACUAAGAUUAAUUCCGUUUCUUUGAAUGAAUUAAAAUUUCUAGUUAUUGAUGAAGUGGAUUUAGUAUUAACAUUUGGUUACCAAGACGACUUGAACAAAAUUGGUGAAUACUUACCCUUGAAGAAAAAAUUGCAGACUUUCCUAAUGAGUGCAACCUUAAACGAUGAUAUACAAGCUUUAAAGCAGAAAUUUUGUCGUUCUCCAGCUAUUCUUAAAUUCAAUGACGAAGAAAUAAAUAAGAAUCAAAACAAACUGCUUCAAUACUAUGUUAAAGUUAGUGAAUUUGACAAGUUUCUAUUAUGUUACGUUAUUUUCAAACUUGGCUUGAUCAAAGGUAAGACACUGAUUUUUGUUAAUAAUAUUGACAGAGGAUAUAGACUCAAGCUAGUCAUGGAGCAAUUUGGUAUCAAAUCUUGUAUACUAAACAGUGAGCUACCCGUUAAUUCGAGGCAACAUAUUGUUGAUCAAUUUAACAAAAACGUCUACCAACUACUAAUUGCUACAGAUGACACCGAGUAUAUGAAAGAGGAGGAUGAAGACAUAGAAGAAGGACAUAAUAGCGAGAAUGAACAGGAGAGGCCUUCGGAAGUCGAACCAGAAAAUGGUGAAAAGCCAAGUAAGAAAAGGAAGGUCCAAGUGAAGAAAGACAAGGAAUAUGGUGUUUCUCGUGGUGUUGAUUUUAAGAAUGUAGCAUGUGUCCUAAAUUUUGAUUUGCCAACAACAGCCAAGUCGUAUGUACAUAGAGUAGGUAGAACUGCUCGUGGUGGUAAAACCGGUACAGCAAUUUCAUUUGUGGUCCCAUUGAAAGAAUUUGGUAAGCAUAAGCCGUCAAUGUUGCAAACGGCUAAAAGAGAUGAAAAGAUUCUUUCGCGUAUCAUCAAGCAACAAAGUAAACUAGGGUUAGAAUUGCAACCUUACACAUUUGACCAAAAACAAGUUGAAGGGUUCCGUUACAGAAUGGAAGACGGUUUCCGUGCCGUGACUCAAGUCGCCAUCAGGGAAGCCAGAGUGAAAGAGUUGAAACAGGAAUUACUGGCAAGUGAAAAAUUGAAAAGACAUUUCGAAGAAAAUCCAAAAGAACUACAAAGUUUGAGGCAUGAUAAAGAGUUACAUCCAGCAAGGGUGCAACAACAUUUAAAGCGUGUUCCGGAUUAUUUGCUUCCUGAAUCGGCCAGAGGAAAUGGGGCUAAAGUCAAGUUUGUUCCGUUCCACAAUCCAAAGAAGCGUCAUCCACAUAGAAAGGGUAAAGUUGGUAAACCUAAAAAUGGUAAAGUUGAUCCAUUAAAAAACUUCAAAUGA